AUGAGCAGCUCAGAUGAAAUCAGAGCCAAAAGAUUGGCUAAAUUGAAUUCAUCUUCAUCGGCUGGUAAUUCAAAUGACUCGCUAGCAGCCUCGGGCCGUACAGCUCAAAAAGAGACUCCUCCAGUCCAAAGUUCACCAAAACCUGCCCCAGUUCCUUCUUCCCCAGCUCCACCUAAGGCUCCAAUCGCACAACAGCCGCUGGUGACAAAAGUAGCCGCCACCACUUCGUCGGCGAAUCCUGAAGAUCAGCUUUCCAACUGGCUCUCCUUGGAAAUAGAGACAAUCUUUGGAGCAUCAUUGAAACAGUCGACCUCGUUAAUCUACUUGGAAUCAUUGGCCUCAGACAUCCAAGGCUCCAACUCGUCCGUCGACUCUACACACUUGGAAUCCAUUUUUAUGGAAAUCUUGACUAGUUUGGGGGUUCCCUCCAAUUUCUCCUCGUCAUUGGAAUAUCUUUUCCAUGUCUAUACCAAAUGUUUCCAUUUAAAGAGGAUUUUGCCCAAGAAAGACUCACUAUAUGAGCAGAAGAACUCCAUUUUGAAUGAAAUCAUCAAGUUUUCAUGUUCAUUCGGACUCAUUUGCUUUGAAGAGGAAGAUUUAUUCAUAAAUAAUCAAAAUUUGAAUCUGUUGGUGAAGUUGUUGGUGUCUAGGAACAACGAUAUGAGUUCAUUCUUAAUUGAUAUUGUGAAUAAAAGCAUUGAGCAAGACUCAUUGCUCGAGUUUUUGAACUUACUUAUCCCAAUCUUAUCUGGUCAAUUUUCUAAAAUAGACAUUGGCAAAAGAGAAUAUUCAUCGUAUUUAUCAAUUUUCGAAACAUUGGUUAGUAUAAAGCAAGUUGCAUCUAUAUUUGGCACGAUAAAUAACUUCCAACCACCAGAAUCAGAACUAUCAAAUCCUUUACUGUUUGAACACAAAACGAUCCUUGGAAGCAUUCUUAAGAUAUCGCCUUUGAAGAUGUCUGUGAUGGAUUCAUAUUAUGGGAAUGAUAUUGAUAAACUCUCACCGGUAUCUUCGAACCAAGCUGUUGAAACUAUUCAAAAUGAGAACAAAGUCUUGUUGGAUAGAUUAUUUUUCAUUAUGGAUAAGUUGAUUAGAGGAUCACCAGCGACCAGAUCAUCAAUCUUGAAAUGGUUCUCGUCAAUUAUUAAUUUAAAUCAUUUAAGAAGAGGGGGGCAUGCAGAUUUGAAAAAAUUGUGUUCCGAUGCUUUCAUGUUCAACAUUUCAUACAUUUUAGUCAAACUAAGCAUUCCAUUCUUAGAUUUCCCAAAUUACACUAAAUUAGAUAAGAUUGAUAUGAAUUACUUUGGUAAAAAAACCAAAAAUUUAAUUUUAAUUGAUGAAGAAAGUAGAGUUAACUCAAGCAUCCCGGAGGCUAAAGAGUACUAUGACAAUCUUCUAGGUGGGAAAGAAGAAGAAGAUACGAACUUUAUCUCUGAUUGCUUCUACUUAACUUUAUCUUAUCUUCAUUACGGUGUUGGAGGUAUUUAUCUUCAUCAUGAUCGUCUCAAAUCCCAAAUUAAGCAACUUGAACAGAGAGUAGCUACCAUUACUAAUUUGGGAAGGCCCGGUGCUCCUUUACCGCAAGGCUUCAAUCCAAUGAUGAUGCAAGUAUGGAGGAACCAAUUACCUGCCUUAUCCAAAUCUUUGCAUGGAAUGAAGGCAUAUAGACGAACUAUUCAAGCAAUAUUUGGCUCCAGACCCUUACAAAUGGAAAUCUUUGAUUUUGUCGUCGGCUCUAUAACUUUUAUAACGAAAAUAAUUGAUGCCAGCCAUGUUCACCCCAAAGUGAAAUUAACAAUCCCCAUUUUCGAAAUAGAAAGAAUAAGUCAGUUAGAUGAUCAAGAGUUCUUGAAGACGAAGGCUCCAGUGCCAUGGAAAUAUUUCCCUGAAUUUGUAAUUGAGGGGAUCAUUAAUUAUUGUUCUUUUGUUAGUAAACUCAAUAAUAAUCCCUUAUUGAACAAUGAAUCAAAGUUGAGUGUGUUUGUUGAGUUUGCAGUUACUUUAUUGAGAUGCCCGGAAUUGAUUGGUAAUCCACACAUGAAAUCAAGCUUAAUUGAAAUGCUAUUUGCUGGUUCGUAUCCAACUGCCAAUAAUGGUCCUGGAUUUAUGUCUUCAAUUUUCAACUCCAAUCCACUUGUUCUACAGAACAUUUUGUAUUCCUUGUUAAACAAUUAUGUGACUGUGGAAAAGACUGGUGCAUCUUCACAAUUUUAUGAUAAGUUUACUAGUAGAUACUAUAUUUCCAUUAUCUUAGAGGAGUUGUGGAAGAACGAUGCUUAUAGACAUCAGUUGAAAAUGCUUUCUUUGGAGAAUGUCGAUUUCUUUGUCAGAUUUAUCGCAAGAAUGUUGAAUGAUACUACGUAUUUGUUGGAUGAAACAUUUAACGAAUUAAAUAAUAUUCACACCUAUCAACAAGAGUUGAAAAAGAGACAGAAUGGUUCCGAUUCUUCAAAUGAAGAACUUGGUACAGAUGAUGAAUUAUCUGAAAAGUUGCAGGAAGCUGAACGUCAUGCUAAAUCGUAUAUGAGUCUUUCCAACAAGAUCAUGGAAUUGUUCAAACUAUUCACCAAGGAAGUACCACAAGGGUUUGUCUUGCCAGAAAUCGUUGACAGAUUGUCCAGUAUGUUAAACUAUAACCUUUCUGUCAUGGUUGGACCAAAGUGUUCGCAGUUAAAGGUCGAGAACCCUAUGAAUUAUGACUUUGAUCCUAAGCGAACUUUAGGUGACUUGUGUGUGAUUUAUUGCAAUUUGUCGUCUCAAGACAAGUUUGUCACCGCAGUGGCAAGAGACGGAAGGUCCUUUAGCCACGAAUUAUUCGUAAAGGCAACAAGAAUCUUGACUACAAAGACUUACACGCCACCAGAAAUCUUAGAUAAAUUUAAGAAGUUUGCGGAGCAAGCUGAGUUGAAGAGACAAGAGGAUGAAGACGAAGAACUUGAAUUAGGAGAAAUCCCAGACGAGUUUUUGGACCCAUUAAUGUUUACCUUGAUGGAAGAUCCAGUCAAAUUGCCCAGUAGUAAGAUUAGUAUGGAUAGAAGUACAAUCAAGGCACAUUUAUUGAGUGAUCCCACCGAUCCAUUCAAUAGAAUGCCUUUGAAGUUGGAUGAUGUUGUGGAUGACGAAGAGUUGAGAGAAAAGAUCCAACAGUUCAAGAAACAAAAGAAGGCGGAGAAGUUAGAGAGUCAAAUGCAAAUAGAUAGUUAA
Messenger RNA from Dujonia railenensis, 3204 nucleotides. NCBI's taxonomy places the organism in Eukaryota, Fungi, Ascomycota, Pichiomycetes, Serinales, Debaryomycetaceae. The record is from the annotation of a GenBank genome assembly.